AUCCGAGUAGCGUUCUGAGAUUAGUCGUAUUGUUGACUCUGUGUUUACUACGGCCGGUAAAAUCCCGACGUAUGUGAUCAAAAUCGUUGGCAACGAAAUCAGUGAGUGCCAAAGUUUCGUGAAAAUUGUGUACGCGGUACGGACUGGAUUCCAGAACUAAACUAAUAAUUGCAGGGCAAUUCAAUUAAUUUACGUGGAAUAAGUUUUCCAAUCUUCUCAAACAUCCGUUGAUAUUCGUCCCGGGAAUUUGGGUCCUUUGAUAUAAUUACACACACCUCGAGAUGACGAAAAAGAGAGGAAAGAAGGGAAAACAGCAAGACACAGGCCAGGCCUCUAAAUCUCAGCCUGCAGCCACUGUAUCAGAGCCAGGACCUCCUCCAAAAGCAGCGCCAGAAAAUCCUCCAAGUGGCCCACCUUCAACUUCUUCGACACCACCUCCAAGAGGAGUAGAUAGAGGUGAGGACCCUCAUCCUAAAGGAAGAGGCAGAAGCAGAGGUAGAGGGACCACUUCUGAACCACAGGCUCCAGGCCCAGGACGUGGAGCUGGAUCGACAGGUGGUCCGCCUUUUCAGGGACCACUUGCCCAGGGACCUCGACCUCAAACACCGCCUGCACGGGGACCUCGACCUCAGGCACCUGGCAGCCAACCACAGCAAGUGCCACAACAGCAGCCAUCGCCCCAACAUGGCCUACCACAGCAACAGGGACCCCGUCAACCUGGACCACAGCAGAUCCCACGACAACAAAGUCCAUGGCAAGGACCACCACAGCAACAGGGACCCCGUCAACCUGGACCACAGCAGGUCCCACGACAACAAAGUCCAUGGCAAGGACCACCACAGCAACAGGGACCCCGUCAACCUGGACCACAGCAGGUCCCACAACAACAAAGUCCAUGGCAAGGACCACCACAGCAACCGGGACCCCGUCAGCCUGGACCACAGCAGGUCCCGCAACAACAAGGUCCAAGGCAAGGACCACCACAGCCAUCACCCCAACGAGGCCCAUCACAACAACAGGGACCUCGUCAAACUCCUCAGCAACAACCACAGCAGACGGAUUCUGCAAAAUCUGUGGAAUCACUACAAGAAGGCAUAGCUAAAAUGAGCUUGAUUCCCUGUCGUAAAAAUCCAGCUAAAGCGGGAACAAUGGGAAGACCGAUUGUAGUAGAAGCAAAUGUAGUGUCACUGAAGUUUAACUCAAACUUCAAUCCACAUGCCGUGCACUAUGAUAUUUCCUUUGAUCCUGAUAAACCGAAAUUCAUGCUACGAAGAACGUACGACGCCAUCCAUGAAAAAUAUUUCCCCAAUCGACACCCUGCUUUUGAUGGCAGGAGAAAUUUAUACAGCAGCGGAGUACUUCCGUUUGGCGACGGUAUGAAAGCGGAGAUAGAGGUGUACAAUCCAGAGCGCGAACAAAACAAAACAUACAAGGUGGUCAUCUCCAGAGUUGCUGAUAUCGAUCUUUCGUGGUUGCCGCGUGUUGCUCCCGGCAUGCCUCAAAUUGAGCAAACUGCAGUACAAGCAAUUGAUGUUGUAUUACGCCACGGGGCUGCUUCCAAAUGCGUACAGGUCGGUCGAUCAUUCUUUCAACCUCCAAAAGGUCAUAUCGUAGAUUUGGGAAACGGUAUGGAGUUAUGGGUAGGCAUGUUUCAAUCAGCUAUUAUCGGUUGGAAACCAUACUUGAACGUUGACGUGGCCCACAAAGGAUUUCCGAAAGCUAUAAAUAUAGUCGAAUAUAUGCGAGAAAUAUGUGGAUCUCGAUUCUCCCCAAGGGACGUGGAAUACAAUAAAAUAAACAUUGCGAAGCAACUCAAGGGAUUAAAAGUUAUUUACGAAAUUCCUGGACAUCCCACAUCAAAGCGAACCCAGCGAAUAAAUGAUCUUACGCAAAGUGCAGUGAAAAGCAUUUUCACGUUGGACAAUGGAAGUAAAACAUCUGUUUACGACUAUUUCCGGAAGGAAAAGAACUAUACUAUCAAAAACCCAGAACUCCCCUGUGUCUGGGUUGGUGGACGCAAUCGACAGAUCUAUGUACCAGCUGAGCUAUGCACAAUCGUUCCUGGUCAAGUUACGAUAAAAAAAAUGGACGAAAUACAAACCUCUAACAUGAUUAAAGCUGCUGCUACAAGUACUGACAUCCGGAAGCAGAAAAUUAUGAAUGCGUUUGCAUCGAUCAAUUUCAACAACGAUCCUUGCGUGAAAGAGUUUGGGCUAUCUGUCGGGGGCGGAUUUGAAAAGGUGCCUGCUAGAGUGCUUGAUCCACCGGUAUUGAUGUAUGACCGGCAAGUUCGAGUCAGUCGGGGGACAUGGAGAGCAUCGAGAUUUAGUAACGCUGCUGACUUACAACCUAAAACUUGGACAAUUCUUAAUUUGAACGGCAGAUAUACGAGAGAAAAUGAUUUGUACAGACUUGCAGAUGAUCUGAUAUCAAAUGCAAUAAAAUGUGGUAUGAAUCUUGGUGAAGCACUUACACCCUUUGUCACAUUGGAUCCACCAACGCGCGAUGUUCGUGGGAUCAACAACUUCUUCCAACAAAACAAAAAUUUAAAAUUAAUCAUUGUGGUUAUACCUGAUCGUGGAUCUGCAUACAGUAAAGUGAAGCAAGCGGCAGAAAUCCAUAUAGGGGUAUUAACACAGUGCAUUAAAGCCCGAACUGUUGGUCGACUGAGUGAAGCAACAACAUCCAACAUUCUCUUAAAAAUAAAUUCAAAAUUAAAUGGUGUGAAUCACAUGAUAAUGGAUAAUAAUCUCAAACCUAAAUGCCUCAUGAAACCUUGCAUAAUUAUCGGCGCCGAUGUAACGCAUCCUCCACCAGACGCCGUUGAUGUACCGUCAAUAGCUGCGGUAGCAGCUAGUCAUGAUGCAAGAGCACAAUUCAAGUAUAAUAUCAAGUGUCAGCUGCAACCACCUCGGGAAGAGAUUAUUCUAGACCUGCAAAGAAUGGUAAAGGAACAAUUAUUGUUCUUUUACAAGUCAACUGGUUACCAGCCUCAGCAAAUCAUUUUCUACAGAGAUGGAGUAAGUGAAGGUCAGUUUGCUCAAGUCUUGAGCCGAGAGCUACCGGCUAUUCAAAGAGCUUGCGGGCAAUUGAAUGCAAACUACAAACCACCAAUCACGUUUUUGGUCGUACAAAAGAGGCAUCACGUUCGCCUGUUUCCCACAGAUGAACGAAAUUCUGAUGAUGCCCGUAAAAAUUUCAACGUGCAAGCUGGGACAGUUGUAGAUACUAUGAUAACGCAUCCUUCACACAUCGACUUUUACCUUGUGUCGCAUGCCAGCAUUCAGGGUAUGGCUAGACCUACAAAGUAUAGAUGCCUCUGGGAUGACAGCAAGAUGUCUGAAGACGAGAUUGAGCAGUUAACGUAUUAUCUGUGUCACAUGUUUUCGAGAUGUACACGGUCCGUCAGUUAUCCGGCACCCACCUACUACGCUCAUUUGGCUGCAUAUCGAGCAAGGGUUCACACCGAAGAGGUUCCCAUCAACAUUCAUAAUUUGAACGAAGAACAGCGCAAAAAAUUGACUCUUCAUGAAGGAAUAAUAGAAAAUCCCAUGUUUUUCGUAUAAAAAUUGCAGUUCCGUUAUCCGAAACAGGAAAUAAACGGAUAUUUGAUUAAUAUCUUAUAAUAGCUAUAAUAUUAUUAUAUAUAUAGCUUAUAAAUAUCUAACUUUUGUCACCAUAGAUGGGAAUGUUGGUUAGAACAAAAACUAAAGCCCCCGUUGAAAUACCAUUUCUAACAUAUUAGCAAUAGUCAACUGGUUAUGGUUAUCAUUCUUGAGCUUACUCCUAUUACACAUAAUCAUAGUGAUUGUUAAACCUAAUUUUUUUCGCGACUUCGAUAAUUUUUUCAACGCAAUUUUCCUACUAUUUUGUAUCAUGUGUACCAUAGAAAUAGUUUAUAAUGUUUCAUCUUACAAUUGGAAUGCUGUGAGAUGACUGAUUUUUGUUUUUCUCUUGAACAUGUAUUUUGAACUAGAAUCAAUAAUCACGGUUUCCAUUAGCGCUUGCUGUACCUAUUGUUUAUCGUUUUCAGAAGGCGUGAAGACAUUUUGUAAAUUAUUAAAAAAGUGAUAUAUAUAUUUUUUUUUCACGUUUUAUUAUCGAAGAUACUUUAAAGUCGAUCGCAAUAUCGUUGACUAAAGAUAUAUGUAUCAGUAAUGUAUCUUCAGUCAACGGUAGUGUUAAAGUAUGGGCCGAAAUAAAUUUAUACUAUGAUUAUAUCUACAUAUACCUAAUUAUCCAUAUUCUUUAUCUAAUUAAAGUGUUGAGUAUUGUU
Messenger RNA from Neodiprion virginianus, 4276 nucleotides. It is a transcript of the gene AGO2, whose product is annotated as protein argonaute-2-like. Bases 282 to 3566 code for a protein of 1094 amino acids. Gene Ontology annotation, molecular function: protein binding; RNA binding. The transcript has 17 exons. The record is from RefSeq and is a predicted model, not a curated record. Lineage: Eukaryota; Metazoa; Arthropoda; Insecta; Hymenoptera; Diprionidae.